Messenger RNA from Mirounga angustirostris (Northern elephant seal), 18064 nucleotides. RefSeq names its product MAF bZIP transcription factor (gene MAF). Bases 1529 to 2674 code for a protein of 381 amino acids. Gene Ontology annotation, molecular function: RNA polymerase II cis-regulatory region sequence-specific DNA binding; DNA-binding transcription factor activity, RNA polymerase II-specific. The transcript is spliced from 3 exons. Lineage: Eukaryota; Metazoa; Chordata; Mammalia; Carnivora; Phocidae. Gene Ontology annotation, biological process: regulation of transcription by RNA polymerase II; lens fiber cell differentiation. The record is from RefSeq and is a predicted model, not a curated record. Gene Ontology annotation, cellular component: nucleus.
UUAUUUCCUCUCCUUCAAAGAGGACGAUAAAACGGGCUUUCUCCACGCGCGGACCCGGAGCCACUCGGGCUGCGCCCGGCGAGGCGGCGUCCUGCGCGCAGUCGGGACCCUGAGUCCCCCGCAGCCCUGCGCCCCAGCGCGCGGGCCCCGGAGAGAGGGACAAAGAGUUUGCGCUCUUUGGCUCAAAGGGCCAAGUUUGAGCUCCCCGCACAGCUAUGCUCGGGGAAGGCAUGUUCCCCGGGGCAGACACCUGGGUGCCAAGCAGGAGCAAGGUGGAGAAGAUGAGCGAAUUCACAGUCCCGCGGAUGGGGGCUGCCCAGGAAAGGGAGUCAGGCCAGUCCCCGCCGAGGGAGCGGAGGGCAAGCCGGCGCUCCGGAAGGCAGGCCUCUCUCGCGCUCCGAAGUAAAGCAAACCGGCCUCCUGGUCCUACCGGAUUCCCGCAGUCCCUCUGAACUACUUCCCCUCUCACACCAAACUUUGCGCCGGGCUUUUCUCCCUCCCCGGGAGGCUGCGGCGCGGGAAGGGUUAAGCCUGCUUGUCCCAGCUGACAGUCAGCUGAUUGGGCCCUGAUUGACAGCCCCGAAAAGUUUCCUUGUUUCUAUCUAUUAUGCUAAUCGCGGCCGCUCUCGCCGCCUCCCAUUGGCCCGGAGUACCAGUCAAUUUCCCAUUUGGGCCUGACGUCACAAGUGCUAUAAAACUCAGCAAUUGCUUUAAACUCUUCUUGCUGGAUCAGAGGCUUUAAAAUCUUUUUUCAUCUUCCAGCUGAAGCUCGGGCUGCUCUUCGGCUCGGCCUCCCCCCUUUUGCUCUCUGCCUUGCCUUUCCCCAGGACUUCGCUAUUUUGCUUUAAAAAAAAAAAAAAAGGCAAGAAAGAACUAAACUCCCCCCUCCCUUUCCUCCAGCCGGGCUGCACCUCUGUCUUGCACUUUGCACGGAGAGCGCGCGCGAGGGAGAGAGAGGAAAGAGAAAAAAAAUAAAAAGAGCAGGCAGAAGAGAAGGCAAGAAGCAUGAAGUGUUAACUCCCCCGUGCCAAGGCCCGCGCCGCCGGACAGCCGCCCGCCGCGCCUCCAGCCCCGAGCGGCCGCCGCGCGCGCCCCGCCUGCAGCCCGGGCCGGCGAGGCGAGCCCUCCUUAUGCAAAGCGCGCAGCGGAGCGGCGAGCGGGGGACGCCGCGCACCCGGCCGGGCUCCUCCGGCUUCGCCGCCGCCGCCACCGCAGCCCGCGGAGGACCUUCCCGAGCCUGAAGCCGCCGGCUCGGCACGCACGGAGGCGAGCAGGCGAGGAGGGGCCGGGGCGAGUGAGCGAGCACAUUGGCGUGAGCAGGGGGGAGGGAGGGCGGGCGCGGGGGGCGCGGGCAGGGCGGGGGGUGUGUGCGCGCUCGGAGGUUUCGGGCCAGCCACCGCCGCGCGAGCUAGAAGCGCCCCAGCCCGGCAAGCUGGCUCACCCGCUGGCCACCCAGCACAGCCCGCUGGCCCCUCUCCUGCAGCCCAUCUGGCGGAGCGGCGGCGGCGGCGGCGGCGGCGGCAGGAGAAUGGCAUCAGAACUGGCAAUGAGCAACUCCGACCUGCCCACCAGUCCCCUGGCCAUGGAAUAUGUUAAUGACUUCGAUCUGAUGAAGUUUGAAGUGAAAAAGGAACCGGUGGAGACCGACCGCAUCAUCAGCCAGUGCGGCCGUCUCAUCGCCGGGGGCUCGCUGUCCUCCACCCCCAUGAGCACGCCGUGCAGCUCGGUGCCCCCUUCCCCCAGCUUCUCGGCGCCCAGCCCGGGCUCGGGCAGCGAGCAGAAGGCGCACCUGGAAGACUACUACUGGAUGACCGGCUACCCGCAGCAGCUGAACCCGGAGGCGCUGGGCUUCAGCCCCGAGGACGCGGUCGAGGCGCUCAUCAGCAACAGCCACCAGCUCCAGGGCGGCUUCGAUGGCUACGCGCGCGGCGCGCAGCAGCUGGCCUCGGCGGCCGGGGCCGGCGCCGGCGCCUCCCUGGGCGGCAGCGGCGAGGAGAUGGGCCCCGCCGCCGCCGUGGUGUCCGCCGUGAUCGCCGCAGCCGCCGCGCAGAGCGGCGCGGGCCCGCACUACCACCACCACCACCACCACCACGCCGCUGGCCACCACCACCACCCGACGGCCGGUGCGCCCGGCACCGCGGGCAGCGCGUCCGCCUCGGCCGGUGGCGCGGGCGGCGCGGGCGGCGGGGGCCCGGCCAGCGCCGGCGGCGGCGGCGGCGGCGGCGGCGGCGGGGGCGCGGCGGGGGCGGGGGGCGCCCUACACCCGCACCACGCCGCCGGCGGCCUGCACUUCGACGACCGCUUCUCCGACGAGCAGCUGGUGACCAUGUCGGUGCGCGAGCUGAACCGGCAGCUGCGCGGGGUCAGCAAGGAGGAGGUGAUCCGGCUGAAGCAGAAGAGGCGGACCCUGAAAAACCGCGGCUAUGCCCAGUCCUGCCGCUUCAAGAGGGUGCAGCAGAGACACGUCCUGGAGUCCGAGAAGAACCAGCUGCUGCAGCAGGUCGACCACCUCAAGCAGGAGAUCUCCAGGCUGGUGCGCGAGAGGGACGCGUACAAGGAGAAAUACGAGAAGUUGGUGAGCAGCGGCUUCCGAGAAAACGGCUCCAGCAGCGACAACCCGUCCUCUCCCGAGUUUUUCAUGUACCCAAGGGAAUCCUCUGCAUCAGUGAUGUGAAAAACGCUGUUGCCCGAAGUCAAAGAGAGCCCAUCAAAAUAUUUUAACAGAAAUGGUGAAUCAGGUGCUGUCAUGCAAAGGACAUGUGAAAACACAGACUGUAAGUUCCGGAUUCUUGGUGCCUCUGUUGAGAGAGCCCAAGUGAGAACAGUGGCUGGUCUUGACUGUCUUCAUUUCAGGCCCCUCGGGGGUUCUAAAUACUCAGUUUUUAAAGUACAUCCUCCACCCCCCACGGCAGCAAGGAACAGAAUGCUGUCCUGUAUGCAGAUCUGGAGCGGACCCAUCCAUCACAAGUUCCAUGAGUAUGUCUUAAGCGAAUUACAUCAACGUAUUUGUUGGCACUGAGAAAAAAAAGGGGGGGGGGAAUAAUUUCACUUAAAGUGUUUAUUAUGCGGACUUACCUAAUUGCUUGUUGUUGUUUGCUUAUUUAGGUCAUGCUCCCACACAACUUCCAUCCGUACCCCCUUUCCAUACAAGGUCUGCCUACUGUUUUUCUUCCGGUGGGCUCUGGUCGACUACUGAGCUGAUUUAAUCAAUUAAUUAUAGCAGAGCAGGUGCAGGGUAACUAGCCUGAUGAUGCCAUAUGAAGUCAUAUUUUCAGUGAGCCCUAGGAUACUAUUGAAGGGGCAACUUAAAGAAAUGACGCAUUUAGGGGGGAAAAGGGAAGAAAAGAGUUUUGGUAAAAGUAUGGCGCUCAUUAUUUAACACAAAGUGAUGCUCCCGUAAAGAGCAUCUGUGCUAAAAGCACACAUUCAGUCACCUGCCAGAAGGUCAGACUUACUGCUGCCGUUCACAGACGCCAAUGUCGAGACCCUCUUCACCUGCCCAUUGCUGAGUCUUCUGUUUCCUCCAACUAAAAAUCGCUGUAAAGUUGUUGUUCAGUGUCUGCAUUUUGGGAUUUUCCUGGCACCUAAUGAAAUUAUUGGCAAUAAAUGAGCUAAGCAGAAGGGUUGGUUUUGAUUUUAUUAUUAUUAUUAUUAUUUUUUGGUCUUUUUGCAACAUUUGGAACAUGCUGGGGCAGGCGUCAGCCAGUGGGGAAGAUUCAGUGUGCCUCUGUUUCCAGCAUCCACGGGAAAUAUUACAAAGCCGUUAGCACUGAUAGAAUUAACACUAAGUAGGGGGAGGGGAGGAGCAGUUCCAGGUGUUGGGCAGGAAACUCAAACCAGCUGUGGGCAUCACAGGUACUGUCAAGGGAGAGGACUCAGACACAGGAGCAGUGACCUCAGAUGUAAGGCCCUGGAAGAUAUUAACACCUAAUUAACAAUCUAGGGGCACACAUCCUACAACAUAAACCCUGCCUGCCUGAGGUGAGAAUGACAAGAAAGAAAGAGAAGACACUAGUUGGGUUUUGUUUUCACCUUUUCCCUCAGCAAGCUUUGUCUAAUGACCUGUUAUUCACAUGCAGCCAGGGAGGAUUUCUUUGUUCAUUCCUGUCCACUGAAAAGCCCAGUAAGUUCAUUAGCCAGCAGGUAGCCAGCGGAGGUGAGAAUGGAAUUGAUUUACCCUGAGGUCACACCUCCUUUACAUUGGGUUUUACAAAGUUUCUUUUUUUCUCCCCUGGCUCCUUCUGCCGCAGAGUUGCGUCCUGGGUUUACAGUUAUUUUAAAGGGCUUCGGAACGAGGGGUGACUCCCCCCUCUCCCCAACAACAAAGUUAAUCCAAAUGUAGACCUUUGGUUGCCAAUGGUAGUUAAUUACAGGGCUUGAAUCUGUACCGCGAUGGUGUGCCUCGGGCGGGUUCAUAUUUUAAAAUGAAGUUCAUUCCUCAUGUACGUGAAAAGAGGGGAAAGCUGGUGGGGGGGGGUCUCUUCCUGGGCUGCAAAUUUUGAAUUAGGGAAUAGAAUUUCCUGUUUACGUUUUAAAAAUCUCUCUUCCUUAUCUUCCUGCCCUCUCUCUCACUUCAUAACGGAGCCCUUAGAACACUUUCGAGACAUCUUAAGGUGCACACGAUACGUUUCAGUGUUUGGAAUCAUGCAUGGCAUUUUAGAAGGCCACGUGAGUCUGCUGAAAAGGAUGUGUAGCAUCUCCCUGCGCUCGGCAGUAGCCAAGAGAAGUCAGAAAUCCCUUCACCCACGUUGACCUUUUGGGCACAAGCUAAGAACUGUUUUCUCGUACUUCGCUCCAGGGAGUAGCCCAUACACACACUUCCGUUCUGAUGCCCAAAGACUGUUUUACUUAUUUGUUAUUGGGCUUUCCCAGACUUUUGUUUUGUUUUGUUUUCUCUUCUCUUUUUCUCCUUGGGAAGCCCAGACGCGGUUUCUCCCCAUUGCAAAGCGCGCGGGCCCGCACCGGCUUGCCUGGCACGUGCGGGGGUCCGCGCCUGGGCGCUCCCUCCCCGCCCAGGGGGAGCCUCUGCGACGAGGACGGCAUUUCCCGCCAGCCUCGGAGCAGCGUCGCUGCGCGGGGCUGACGGCUCGCAGCGGCGCUCCUGCCCAGCGGCCUUCCCAGAGCCCCGCUGCCGCGCGGGCCCGUUGGCCUCGCCUGCUUGCGCUUCGCACGUGCCCCUCGUUCUCCUGACCAGGGGAGCCCGCCAAUCCGGUCGCGCGCUCUUCCGCACGCACGUGCCCGCCCCAGCUUCGUGGUCGCGGAGAAGGUCGUGAGCGACGCGCGCUGCCUUGUGUCGGGAGCCCGGUUAUUCGGAAGUGACCUCCGUUUGAUCUGAACUUUGGUUACUCGGUAGCACCCUGACGGGAGGCACAAAGGUCACUGUCACGAAGUAGCACAUGGCAGGGGCUAUACACCCUCCCUACAGACUGGCGGUCAGAUGGGACGCCCGGCCCCCAAACUGAGCUGGGGGGAGCGGAGUCGACAGUGUGGGCCUCGACUCCAGAAGAAAAGCCCGGGGUUUACCUUGUUUGCUGACGGAGAGCGGGAGGUUUCCCUCGUCCAGCCAGAGCUCGGAGCUCUCACAGCAGCCUGGGGAAAGCCGUCCUGUCCCGGAGAGGAAGAACAAAGUAAGGAAUGGCUUAUUUUAAGUAUUUUCCUCCUAUUGUGUGUGAGCCGGCUGAUACUAGUAUGGAGAAGCUUUCGGUCCUGUUGCUGGAAAACUUUUAUUAUUUUUUUUAUGGCAUUGGUGGGAAUGGGGGCCCGGGCAUGGGGGGUGGGGGGCAGUGCGGUUCGUGCAAGGCGUUUCUGUCUGUCUCGACUCAUCAUUUUACAGUGUCGUUCAGAUUCGCCAUUCUCGGCACCAUCAUUUCCUUCCACAAUAAAAAAGGCACCUUCCCGUGUUUGCCACGGUUAACACGGAUCAGAUUUUUACUUUAGGGAAAAUGAGAUCCGGGUGUGUGAUUUCAUUGUGAAUUCGUCAGGAGUUAUUUGCAGAGCUACUGAGGAUGCUGUUGUUCUGAGAAUGCAAUUUUUACUGUUUCUUUAAAAUUUAAUUGGGAUCAGGUCACUGUGUGGUUUCAUCUCAAGGCUUUCUUUUUUCUUUUUCUUUCUUUUUUUUUUUUUUUGCUAUUGCAGGCUGCAGUAAAGUGAUUUGUAAUUUAUAUUUCAAACUUUGGUAUCGUUAAACUAAACUGUAAAGACUGGCUUUGGGGUUUUGCUCAUAAAAUAAAUAUAUAUUUUUUAAGAUUUUAUUUAUUUAUUUGCGAGAGAGAGAAUGAGAGACAGCAUGAGAGGGAGGAGGGUCAGAGGGAGAAGCAGACUCCCUGCCGAGCAGGGAGCCCGAUGCGGGACUCGAUCCCGGGACUCCAGGAUCAUGACCUGAGCCGAAGGCAGUCGCCCAACCAACUGAGCCACCCAGGCGCCCCAAUAUUUGAAAAAAUAUAGCAGUGAGGCUUACAUAGUAGAGGCAAUGUAAGUACAUGUAUAUCUGUGUAUAUGAAUAUAUACGUAUGUAUUUUUGUUCCUGGAGACUCUUAACCCUAGCCCUGAAAAGGCAUUUUACAAAAUUGUGACUUUCUGUAAACAUCCAGGUAUGAGCAUACUCUGGUAAGAAUGUAAGCACAUUUUCUUUAAUGAACUUCUAAUUUGUUUUUUAAAACUCCAGUCAUAAUUCACAUUAACUUAUUCUUUCAGUUAUUUUAUUUUUGCACUGAACAGUCCGCGUAUCCAUGCUAGAAUUCUCUGUAAGCUAUAGUGCUCCUUAGCUAGGAACACUUUUUUGUUUUUUUCUUUCCUCCUAACAAGGAAGCUCAUUUAGAAAGAAAUGUUUAUGUGAAGUGCUUGUCAGUUGGCAUUUUUACUGGUUUGCUAACCCAAAGGUAAAAUAUAAAGCCAUGUCUUUUCCUCGCUGGCUUGUUGUUACUAGAAGGGUCCCUCCCUUGUUAGCUUGAUAAAUAAUUUUACUAGGGGGACUCUGCUGUAUUUUUAUGCUUGCUGUCUAUUUUCUGCUUGCUGCAAAUAAAUUUCUGUACUCAGAGGGCACUAAAACUCCAAACACAUGGUAUUUUCCCAUUUUGCUGCUGGUCGCCUGAAAUAUUUAUUCCAUCUCGUGUUUUUAAUUAAUUUUUUAAAGGAAAAAAUAAGUUGUGGUUAAUAUCAGACAAAAAUUUGUCAUAUAUUUCUCAGCACCGUUGGGUUUGAGCGGGGAAGGAUGGCUUUUUGAAAGGAUUCGUGUCUCACAUUUGUCCAGUUGAAGACAAGAGUUAUUUAUUGGGGGAGUCCUGAAGUUUUCUCGUUAUAGAUUUCCUUGUCUGUCUUUCCAACUUUAAGUAUUAAGCUGUUAAUAUGAGAAAUGAAUAGGGCUAUAGAAUUCUAUCUAGAAACAAGGCACUCCACAAUAAAAUCUUUACCUUUGAAAAACGAUUCAUUGUGUGAAAGUAGAGAUAAAAUUGAUCAUAGGUAUCAAUAUGGAUAUCGGCAUCCACCUGAGUCCCAGACAUUUAGACCUGGGAUUCAUUACGACUGAGUUGAGGUUGGUGUGGAUCACUGGGGGAAAAUGGGUGGUACAUACUUAAAGAUAAAUACCCUAUAGCAUUCCAAUAAAGUAAAAUAAAAUGAAAUAAUUAAUAUAUCCUGUAAUUGCAAACAAUGAACAUAGCACAUACCAGGUGUACAAUGAAAUGUUUCCUGAAGGCAUGACAUGCACAUUGGUAAAACAAGUGAUCAUUUUAAGUGAAUGCCAGAUUAUUACAUGCAUUGAAAUACGAUUUCUUUCAAAGCAGAUAUGCUGCUUGGUAUGUGUGACUUGUUAUUUGCUCAUUAGCAGGGUUUUAUGUUGUGAAAUUGGAAAACAUUUUUAGGAAGGUACCAGAGACAUAAAUUUGAAACCAGAUUGCCAGCGCAUGUCACCAACAUCUCCAGUAUUGGGGACACUGAGUCAGAGGUUAUCUGGAGUCAGUUUCUGCAGAGAUCACCAAAACGAAGAGGAAAAUGUAGAAGAAGGGCCCACAUACGAGUUCUCAACGAUGCACAAAGGUCCAAAGGUCAAGAUUUUGAACACUUAUUUUCUUGGGUUUUGAACGAUAAGAUUUAGUCAAAAUAUUUUCACUAUAGAUAUAUGUGUUGCUUAUUAUAACAUGUAUGUAUCUUAUUAAACAUGUAUAUGGGUUUUAUUUUCAUAUCCCACUUAUCAGGGAUUUCAGAGAUUAGCUAGACUUUAAGAUGAUGGCUUGUUUUUCCCUCUACCUCUGCAGUUUAUAGAGACUAUUGAGAAUCAGACUUUUCUUAUAUUUCAGGGAGAGGUGAGACUCAGCAUUUCCUCUGGUCACUGUAGGGGUAUACCAGUUUGUCAGGAGUUAGAGAAAACUUCCAUGGGGUUGCAGACCAUGAUGUUCCACCCAGCCUUCCUCUUUGGAGGUCAUCCAAAGCCUCACCGGCUUUGAUGACCACAGCUGCCAUUGAUUGUCUCCUGGGAGCCAGGACCUACGCCAUCUUUGAUCGUUACAACAACUAGAGGGGCAGAUAUUUUAAUCCCCUUUAUACAGAUGAGGAAACUCGGGCACAAAGCUAUUAAAAUAUAAUUUGAGUCGACACUGCAGUCAUGCGGAUAUUUAUUUCUAGAUAGAUGCCAUGCUACCCCUGCCCGGGCCAGCUUAUUCCCUCCUUCCCAGUUAAAAAGCCUAGCGAUUAACCUUAGCACAUGUAGCAUGACCUCAGUAGCCUUUUCCUCUUUGGUCCUCUUUUUCUGAGUUGGGUUGAGUGAAACCUAGAAAAAAAAAAAAAUUAUAAUCUGAUUAGUAUCUAGAAGACUGGGACUGGUCCUUCUCAUGAUCUUGACCCCGAGGACCCCCUCCAGCUCUAAAGUCAAACGAUUCUGUGGUUUGAUUUCAGUAGCUAACAGAGCAGCCUUUUCCUCCUCAAAGAUAAAGAUUGUCAUUUCAAGAGCAUUUAAAAAAUAAUAGAUGGUACAUUUCCUUAAUACCCUGUAAUGUGUAAAGUGUCAGGUGUGCAAUUGACACUGAGGAAAUUGCAGGAUAGUGAAGAUAAAUCAGCAUUAAAUCACUCCAUUGAAAGCCUCGUUUAAUAAAAAGUUGUCAGCAAAAUCUGUAGUAACAUGAGGAAGAAUACACAGUUUCUGCAUCUGUAAAAUAGGAUUGUAAGAUAGCAUUGUGCAAAGGAUUAAAUACAAUGAUGUAUGUAGAGCACCUGGCGCAGAGGAAACCCCCCACCACACUCGGCCUUGCUCAGUAUUAUAUGGAAUAAAACUUUGACCUUGACACUUGGCAAACCGUGGUUUGUUUUAACAUAACUUUGCUAUUACGAUAUCACACUUACUCCCCUCUGCUAAGUGUGGUCAAGUUGGAAAAUGGAGAAAAACCUAGAACAGUAGUUUAUGACCAUUACCUGCUUUAUCUGUUCUCCCCUGAAAAAAAUGCCAUCACCCCUUAAAUUUUUUUUUUUUAAAGAUGUGCUUGGGGGAGUUCUGUGGUCAAAUAAUUCAGGGAAUUUAUGGAUUAGGCAAAAUCAAACAUUUAUUUCUGCUAUCAUCCAUCUUAGAGCCUUAUAUGCUCACAUUAUUGUGACCCUCUAUGGGGAAGGAACGGCACAGCUAAACACACUGUAUCCUCCAAACUUACUUGAACAUGGAACCUGUUCCCUAAUGAACCAUCUUAUGGAACUAACAUCACAGGACAGUUUUGAAAAAUGGUGAUUGAAAUACUAAAUUUUAUUUAGGACUCGAGGAUCCCUUUACUCAUUCCCCCCUAUGAAAGUCGUGUUCUGAAAGAUGCGUUUGUAAUUCUGUGUAUUUGUUUUAUUAAUCAGAGCCCUCUCUAACAGCUACAGGGCAUCUGAUCAGCCGGAGAAGAAGCAUGAUUCCAUUGAUGUCUGUGCAGUCGAAAGAAAACCUUAUCACGGGGGUUUACCCCGUAGGUCUUUACAGUAACAGGAGUGACUCUUGGGUGCUCUCACUGCCUUCAUGAGCUCCCUGUGGGGUUUCCGGGCCCGGGUUUGGGAUCCUCUGCUCUGAUUAAAAAACCCAAGAUCACUGUCAAAUCCAGACUUUGACUGGGUUUGUGAUUGGAUGAGCCUUCCAAGGAAAUCAGAGGUCCUGUAAGGAAUAUGUUAAUGUCCUAGAAUCUUGGACAGGGACUCUUUGGACAUAAAAACUCUGCCUUCAAGUUUCUGUUCUUAUAAGGAUAACGGUGUCCAUUAAGGGCACAUAUAUACAAGCUAGGGACUGGAGGGCAGUUCGGGAUGGAGGUUCAUUCCUCCUGUGCCUUCUACCUCCCUUCUCUCUUUUUGUACACCUGCUUCAUUCUUCCUACAGAAAGCAGGCAGGCUUUCUCUCCAGAGAACAUGUGAUUCCCCCUGUCACCUCUGGGUUCCACCCCUAAACUUGGCUUUGAGUUUCUAACAGGGGUGGGUCGGAGACUCUUACAACGCAGUUCUAGGAAAAGAGAGCUGAUUGGCUCACCUUGGUCAGGUUGAUUGAUUGCUCAUCCAAUCAGCAGUGGCUGGUGGGGGGGGGCUCGUCUGCGCCUUCUGAGUAAGAUUUCCCCAAGAAUGGGGUGCGUGCAGCAGGGCUCCGAAGAUGGGCACCUCGCAACACGGGGGAGGAAACUUUUACCCCAGACUUUUGUACACCCCUUUUGGGGAUAGACGUGAGUAGAAUUAGGCCAUGAACAGAUCUCUGAACCCAUUGCCAAGGUUGUUAACCUUGGAUGCGCCUGUGGGAGCUUUUAAAACCAUCGAGGCCCUGCCCCAGACCAUUCACUCUGGAACCUCUAGGGGUUCAGGCAUCAGUAUUUAAGUAACAAUUCCCAGUGAUUCUCAGGCACAGCCAGGAUUUAGAACUCCUAAUAGAAGACUUCAGGGACGCAGAAAGUGAAGAACUAACUGGUGACUUUCCCAUAUUUUAUCGUUCUGUCUCACAGACUCAGCGUUUUUCAGGCCUGGGUUAAACUUAAAAGGGAUGAACAAUCGCUUUGUGCUUUUCCUGCUUCAUCUGUUCUUCCCAGUCCUUCAUUAAUAUCAAGUCUAUGUAACGAAGGGCGUAAGGAAGUCAGAUAAGGCACCUAGGGAAAGCAAAUUGCAGGUGGGGUCCAGAAGCCUCCUUCUUACACCUAACUUAGCCACUAAGCAGCCACACGAUCCGGGCCUGCAUAUUGCCCUGAUUACCCUGUGGAGUCUCAUUCUUCUCUUUUGGGAAAUGGGUCAAAUAAGCCAAAAUCAGAGACCAUCUAUGAGUCUACACAGUCAGCUAAGUGACGAUGUCAUCACAGAUCCAGCACAUACAAUGAGGGGUUGGUACUGAGGAUUUUGAGCUAGCAGAAUGGGUAGUUUUAAAUGUGUGAUGGUAUUCAGAGGGGGAAAAAAAUCUGCAUAUAAAAGAGAAUAAUGUAUUUAGUCAUUGAGUUACAAGGAUAGAUGUAUUCCAAAUGAUUUGCACAAACUUUUACAAAUGCCAAGGAUAUGCUGUAUUAUUUGUUGUCAUUACCACCAGGCACUUACUUAGCUAGUGUAAUUGGGCUUAUAGUAGAAACAGGACCGGAGAAAAUGGUGCUGGCUGGGUUUAACCAAGAUGUUUGAUCACAUGCGGUCAGACCCAUUGAUCCUCCACUAAAGCGUAGCAUUAAACCACACAAAAAUGGCCCGCUCUGAAGGCACUCUUCACUCUACUUUGUGAGACAGUUACCUUUUAAAUUUCUCAUCUCCUCUUGGAUUCUAAGCUCUGUGAGCAUGGAGUCUGAGCCUCAUUUAUUUUUGUGCCCAGCCCAGCCCUGCGUCGGUGAACAGCACACAGCAUCUGUGCCUCGGGUCCUUUCCGGAAAGUGGCAGAACACACUCAAAUAAACAGGAGCACAGACGAGCAAGCAAACAAAUGAGUAAUAAGAGCCUCAUAAACGUUUCUUAAGCGACAAAGAUGCCAUCUUCGCAAUCUGUCAAAAAUUCUUAGAGGUUGUUCUCUUAAUCCUCUCCCUGCUUUUCAAAAGACCCAUAUCCUGACAUUUCCUUGACACUUUUGUGGGCUAAGUUUCUUUUCCUGGACAGCUUGUUAAAUAUAGUCUGCACCAGCCAGACCUAUUUCUUAAUGUCCUUUUUUGGAGAGCUAUUGGAAAAUAAACCCCUUUUCCCUGGCUGGUUUGGCAUCUGAGUUAUUAGGCUUUAUUUUAGGAUUUAACUCAAUGAACACUUCCUGUGCACUAUCUAUAUACAAGAGUAUGGAGUCCGUGCUGGAGGAUUGAGAAACCAAUAGGACACAGUUCUUGCUCUCAAGAUUCAUUAUUGAUGCAUCAGACAAUUAAAAUAAAUAAAUACUUGUCCUGCUUGAUAAAUGCUUUCCAGAAGACGUGGGGUUCGUGAGUGAGCAGGAAGAGGGUUGUCAUUUUCUGAACACCCAUGCAGAAGCAAAAGGAAACGAUGAUGUUUUUAACUUGACAUGGGGAAGGUCUUCCUUAGCCUGACCUAAAACCCACAUGCUGUACAGCAAAGGGUUGAUAAAUUUGACUACAUAAGCAUUUAAACCCUACACAUAGCAAAAACACCAUUAACAAAAUCAAAAGACAAGCAGCAAAGUGGGAAAAACUACAACCCACCAGAUAGUCAAAGACCUAAUUUCUUUGGUGUGAAGAGCUCUUAUAAAUCCACCAGAAAGAAGACCAACAACCUGACAGAAAACUGGGCAAAUAAGAAUGGACAGCUUUUAGAAGUAAACACAAAUGACCAAUAAUCUUAGGGAACAGUGUCCACCCCCACUCCUAACAAAAUCGUAGCAGCGAGAAUAUCGCAUUUCGGCUGAAGUGAGGGGUGAUGGGCAGCCUCACCCACUCUUGUGAGCCUGUGAACUAGACAGCCUUUUAGCUGGCUUUUAUAAUAUCUUGUAGCACAGAAUAUUCACAGGCAAAAUGCCAGUUUCUACACAUUUCCUGUUUGGGGAUCUUAAUUCACUACAGCAGUGUUGCUAUUGCUGGAAAAAACCGUGUGUUUAUGGGUGUGAGCUGGGGAGGAAGGAUUGCCCCAGACAGGGACCAGUGGGUAAACUGGGGUCCGAUGGAGAAGAAACUGGAAGGCCAAGCCAAAGAGGGCAUGCAAACAGAAGUAGAAAACACAGGGGAAUGAAUUGGGGUGGUGGGUGCCCUGGCCGUUUGCACGUUUCCCUUCCCCGAAGCCACUCAGUCCAGCCUUCAUUUCCACCAGCCUGAACCCAUCCAGGUAUAGCCCCUCCCCCUUGGUCAAUCUGCAUGUGCUCCCCACUCCCUACCGGAUAAAAGGCUCAUUUGUGUUAAUUGAAUUAAGGCCGGUAUUGUUCACUGAGCUGUAGCAGAGUCCCUCUGUGCUGGCCCUUUUCCGUAUCAUCUGCAUUGUCACAGCCAAAGGUGUUGUGGGGGGGGAGGGAGGGGCAUUUUUCAAAGAACUACAUGGGGAUUUGGUCACAUGUCUGCCAUUAACAUCAAUCGCCAGCGCAGGGCAGAAAUUCCUGGCAUGUUCCUACACACACCUCUUUGAAAAAUCGUCCCCUCUGGUGUUGCUACCAGGCUCCCCUCCACUGAUACAGGAUUUGGGGGCUUUGAAGUCGGUUGUGGAAAUUUCACUGCCUUCUUUGACUCCAGCAAAUUGCUCCAAAAUGCUACAAAUGUAAAAAAGACUAAGGGAGCUUUAGCAGCAGCUUAGAGGUGGAAUCCCCUUAAGCCAUUGACAGAAAAACGCGUUUCUUCUUUCGGUUUUUAAUUUGUGAGUUAUAUGUUAAAAUACAGCAGUGUAGUUCCAGGCUUCUCUCAGGAAGUCGGGUUUGGGGCGGUGAGGAAAGGGGUAGGUGGUAGCUCUAGUUCUUUGAACUGGUUGCAUUUAGGGGCUUGCCUUGACUCGGAGUCAAAGCUGCCUGCGGAGAAAUGGUGUAAGACAGAUUGUGCCCAAUGGGCUUGAAAAGCAUUUGCAACACGGGGUCGGGCGUUACCAAGGUGAACCUGGAUUUGACUGGGUGUUGGGGCAUGUUGGAUGCCAAGCCCAGAAAUCCUGCAGACUCACGCUGCGUGAGUGCUGGAAUGGGUAGGACGGGGAGAUUCAAACCCACUGCUUCGUUCCGGGGCCAGGGUUACUGAUGUGUUCACAAUCUUGCCUUAGGAGUGCCCCGUUUUGGGGGGAGAUCAUUGGGCUUGGGUGCAUUUUCUGAAAAUCUCCCUGUAGUUAUUUUAUUCCCACAGUGCGUUCGCCCUGUAACAGGUGCGUCAGGGAAGGACCGCUCGAGGCUCUCCAGGCUUCUGUGCCCCCUCCGCAAAUACAAGGAUUUGGCAGGAAUCACAGGUUUUCAAACUCGUUUUGUUUCAACAGGGGAACUGUUUGUAACAUGAAGGUUUAUGUGGGGUCACUGUAUAAAAAGGAAGCCACAGAGGGUGGAGUUGGCCCUCCAAAUUGUUGCCUUUUGUCCCCCACCCCCCAGAUUCCAGGAUCUCUGCAGCCUUCUUUGAAUAUCUUUUAGAAAUCAUUCUCAAGGGAGUGAGAGCUCAGACAGUCUUUGAUGUAGCAAAGGCCCACUUUCCCUCACUACAAACACGGAGCGAUCCCUCACCGUGCAGCAGGAUGCACCCGCAUCAGUGUCAGGCCUUUCCAGCUUUGUGACUUUGGGGAAGGCACUUCCCUUCUAUAGACGGGAUGACGGAACCAGCCUCGUGGAAUUCUCAGUACAGGUGAAAUCAAUAAGCUGAGGCAGCUGACAUGAGCAGUCACAACCGUGUCUUUUUUGGCUCGAAAAUGUUGAUCUUUUUUUUUCUCAGGAUUCAAGGGAAUCCCAGUUUAGUUGGCACAAUGGAUGGUUCCCUUCUGUAUAUCUGCCUCUUCCCUGUUUCUCUGCCCGUCACUUGUCACUGAGAAAUGCGGUCUUUCCCCGGAAACCCCACUAGACUGUGAUCCAGGAUCCGUACCUUUCACGCCUUGUGCUCAGCACUUAGCACAGGGCCCGUCACUGAACAGAUUCCCAGGAGAUGUUUGCUGGGUGGUCGACUGGCGGCGUGCUGGAGCCCACUUCUGUGGGCAGGCAAGGGCCCGUUGGGUGCAUCUCUUCCCAAUUCCGUAUUUAGGCCCUGGGAGCAUGAAAUCGGCCAUGAAUAUUUGCAGCAUGGAAUGCAAAUGCAGCUCAGAGCCCCUUUCCCUGCUCCCCUCCACCAGAGAGCUGGCUGUUAAACAUCUAGCAGCACGCCACUCUUUGAGCUGCCCAGAUUUAAAAAAAAAAAAAGAAAUUGAGCAGAGCAGAAGCACCUGUAUCAGAAACAUCAUCUCCAGUGUGGCUACUUUGACAGUGAGCACAAGGGAAUCUGUGAAGGGAAGAGUGUUGUAGGCUGGAGGCAUCAGAGAAGGAUCUUGGGCGACAGAGAGGAUGUGGGUGUCUAGGAAGAAGUGAUAGGAUGUCCAGGCUCUGAGGACAGGAUGGGAAAGGACGCGAGCGGGUGAAUAAGGGAAUGUUUCUCGCCUUGCCCAGGACAAUGAUGGGAGGCGAUGGCGGGACGGGGGGGAUUCGAUUAGGCGGACCUAGAAGGAUGUUUAGGUAUUGCUAAAGAGAAACUUGAAUUUCACCGCCGCCGGCAGCAAUCGCUGUACCUUGUAGAUACAUCCGCUUUAAUGCAAAGCGCUCACCUGCCAAAUGUACUGGCCUCCUUGAGCUGAUGCACAGUCCCACUAAACAGCUUCCAGAAAGUUUAGAAAUUUGGGUAAAUCGAUGGGAGAGGAAUCCAAAAAAGGAACAACGUGAGGAGCCGGGCUGUGUGAGGCUGUGGUUUGAGGCUGAGAGCAGAGGGAACCGCUAUACUGUCCUCGCUAUUCCUGUCCAAGAUUCGGGCUGACGGGUCAUGGGACCAACCUCAUUGGUUUUUAAUUUUAGCGCGUUGGACGUUGACCAGUGCCUCCCUGAGAACCUGGGUCAGCUCCCUCGAGGUCGGUGGUUCUCAAUGUCAGCUAGCCCUGAGAAUCACCUGGCAAGCUUUCAAAAUCCCAGUGCCUCAGCCCCAGCCCAGCUCAAUGAAAUCAGAAUCCCAAGGUGGGAUCAGUAUUUUUCUUGGAAGGGCCCCAGGUGACUGUAGUGUGCAGCCAAGGCUGAGAGACACUGCUGUAAGGCAUUGACUUUCGACUUGGGUGAGCGUCCGGCCCCUCGAAGGACACCUUGCACCUCUGAUUGCUAGCCCCCAUCCCUGGAAUUUCAGAUUUCAGCAAUCUGGGCAUGGCCCAGAAUUUCUAUUUCUAACCUGUUCUCAGGUUCUGGAAUGGGGCACAUUUAAAAACUACUGCUUCCAGGUAUCGGAAGCAGCAUUUGGAAAACUAUCCAGUGGAGGAGGCGGGUAGGCUGGGGUCCCCGGCCCAGCUCUGCAGUUCUCAUCUGCAUGACCCCACGCAUGUGUUGGAAGCAUGCGUCUGAACCCGGGAUGAUAUUGCUCCCCACGGGACAGGCUGCAACAUCUGGAAACCAUUUGGGGUGUCAUGACUCAGGGACUGGGUGCUCCUGGCCUCUAGUGGGAGGAGAGCAGGGAUGCCCUCAGUGUGUAGGACAGACCACGCUGGGAUGGAGAAACCCUGCUUUAAAGCUUCGGAGCUUUUUUUGACUUCAUACAUGAAGUGGGAAUAGUCGUACUUGUUUUUCUAGAUUGCUGCUAAGAAUAAAUGACAUCCUACAGAUAAAGCACUGUAGGCAGGAAGCGCUCAGUAAAGGGGAGUACAAUCCACCCUUGAACUACAGGGGUUUGAACUGCGCAGAUCCACUACCUGCAGGAUUAUCUCAAUAAAUAUAUGGACUGCACCGCCAAUGUAUUUUCUCUUCCUGAUGAUUUUAAUAACAUUUCCCUUUCUCCAGCUUACUUUAUUGUAAAAAUACAAGAUGUAAUACAAAUAUCAUACAAAAUACAUAUGAACUGACCGUGUUAUCAGUAAGACUCCUGAUCAACCCAGUAGGCUCAUAGUAGGUAAGCUUUUGGGGGGUGAGAAGCUAUGUGUGGAUUUUUGAUGGCACCGGGGUGGGAACCCUUAAUCCCUGUGUUGUUGACAGUCAAAUUUUGUAGUUCUUACCCAGCUGGACCACUCAGUGAUGUAAACUUGUUGGAGGGACUUGACCUCCAUGGACCUGUCUUCUCAUCUGUAAAAUGGGCACAGGAAUAGGACCAAACCCUGAAGGAUAGUUGCAAAGAUUAAAGAAGGUAAUCUAUGUGAAGUCCUCAGAAGCACUCAACAAACAUCCAUGAUUAUGGUUUCCCAUGAUAUCUUUGCACAGACCUUGAUUGUCUCCCUUGAAGAGUCUAAGAUGCUGCCUUACGGCUUCUCACUUAGCAGGCCUGUGAUAUAGGUGGAAGAUUGGCUAAUUUCUGGUUUUCAGGUUGCAAGGGCUCAGGAAGAGCAGCAGGGAUAGGGCAUCCUCUUAGCAUUCUAGGCCAGACCCGAGACUCCAGAGCCGGAUGCUGCUUCCAGAGCGCCCAGCUGCAUGCGGCUGCUCAGGUUUGCUUACCUGUUCCCAGCUUCAGUACAGGUCUGUUUUGGUGAGAGUUUGGUGAUGUGAAAUUUUUAGAAGACAAAACAUCCCCGGGACCCAUAUUCCAUAGGUAGAUAGACCUCAAGGCACCAAGUGACAGAGGGUGCAUCCCCACCCAACCCUCCCCACUUUCCAGAAGGAGCAGGAAUUUGAACCCAAGUCUCUUUGACUCCAGUGCCUGCACCAGCCUGUGGCUCAUGAUGUGAGUUAUAACAGGAAGAAUACCUCAGGGGUGCCCAGGGGCCAUCCAGAGACACCCCAGUCCAACCAAACCUCCUGUAUAGAGAGUUUCUGCUCCGAUCUGAACCACAGCCUCAGAGGUAAACGUCCUUUCUCUAAUCUGCACACAAAAUGGAUUUUAGCAAGUGGAUUUUACUGAGGAACAGACUUCUACUUCCCCCACCCCCAGCACUCGAAAACAUAUUGUCUUCUUUACUGUAGUUCAUUUUGCUUUCCGAGGUGAUUAAUGAAUUAAAGAUGCAGUGUAUUUAUUUUUUUGCCUGAUUACCAUUCUGUAAUAAAUCUAAGCUCUGGAGUCUGUCGAUACAGGAAGGCCAAACU